UGGGCAGUGAGAGCGCAGCUGCAGCUUUAAGCUCAUAGUUUGGGAUGGGCUGAAUUCAUAACGUCAUUUCAGCUCUCUGUCUUUUAUUCUUCGCCCCCUCAUCUCCUUCCCUCUCUAAAUGACACAACUCCCAUGUUCCGUUAAACCUCUGGCCAUAUUUUCCGAACAACUUUCUUUUUUUCCCCCGCGGGACAUUUUUCCGGGGCCGAAACUUUUCUGGCGUGUGAUCGUUUCUGGAGUUGACACAGCAGUCGUUCGCUCUCAUAUGUGGAUUCUUUGGAAAAGCCCAUUUUAACAGCCCAGGAAAUGCAGCGUUUUCUCCCGCCCAGAGGGAUCGCUGCUUAACUGAAUCCCGACAUGGAAGAACAUACAGAUAUCUCCAAAAACAAAUAAGUACGCUAUGAGGAUUUAAAUGUUUAUGUUAACGCACAGCCUGCUGUGAUUCAGCUCCAUCUCGUCAAAAUGAUGUUUUCGUCCCUCUCGCUGUCUCAGGAUGAGUUCCAUCCGUUCAUUGAGGCUCUGCUGCCCCAGGUUCGUGCCUUUGCCUACACGUGGUUUAACCUCCAGGCCAGGAAAAGGAAGUACUUCAAAAAACAUGAGAAGAGGAUGACUAAAGAAGAAGAGAGAGCUGUCAAAGAUGAACUACUUGGGGAGAAGGCAGAGGUGAAACAAAAGUGGGCCAGUCGUCUUUUGGCUAAGCUAAGAAAGGAUAUUAGACCUGAAUGCAGGGAAGACUUUGUCCUAUCAAUCACCGGGAAGAAAGCUGCAUGUUGUGUCUUGUCAAACCCUGACCAGAAAGGCAAAAUGAGACGCAUAGACUGUCUCCGACAAGCUGACAAGGUGUGGAGAUUAGACCUGGUGAUGGUUAUCCUUUUUAAAGGAAUCCCACUGGAAAGCACAGAUGGUGAACGGCUGGUGAAAGGAGGCCAGUGCUCCAAUCCAGUCCUCUGUGUCCAGCCUCGACACAUCUCUGUCUCUGUCAAGGAGCUCGACCUCUACCUUGCUUACUAUGUGCAAGAGAGAGAGGCCGAGCAGAGCAGCAGUCCCAGUCGCACUGGUGUGGGUUCUGAUCAGGAGGACAGUCGAACUGCCACCAUGGAUGGUCCAGAGUUCCAGGAGAGUUUUGUAACAUCAGGAGUUUUUAGUGUUACUGAGCUUGUUCAGGUCUCGAGAACUCCCGUUGUAACAGGAGUAGGGCCUGGUUUCUCUGUGGGGGAGCUCCAGGGUCAUCUGGCCUAUGAUCUCAACCAGUCUGUCAACCAGCCAGUCAGUCUCAGACGAUCACUGGCCAGCACCUCAUCCAGCGGGAGUAAACGCCAUAAGUCUGGCUCUAUAGAGGAAGAGGCUGAUAGUCCAGGUGGGGAGUAUUACCAUUCACCUUCCUCACCAGCCAGCAGCUCGAGGAACUGGACUGAUGACAUGGAAGGAGGGCUGUCUCCUCCGGUGAAGAAGGCAGAACUGGACAGUCCUUCUCCCCAGGAAGACUCACCAAGAAUGGGUUCCUUUACUCAGCACCACCGGCCUGUUAUAGCUGUUCACAGUGGUCUGUCCCGGAGUCCACAUCCCUCCUCAUCUCUUCAUUUCCCAUCUUCCUCCUACUUCCCCCAUGGAGCGAUCCGUUAUCCUCCUCAUCUUGCCCAAGACCCUCUAAAGGAUCUGGUUUCAUUAGCCUGUGACCCUGCCAAUCAAACCCCUAGCUCACUGAAUGGAAGUAACCAGGUCAAAGUGCCCAGUCACUACAUCUCGUCACAAAUGUUGGCACCCCCUGGACCUGCACCCUCCCUGGCGAGUCCCCCAUCCUCCCUUUCUAGGCCGACCCUUCCUACAGAGUCAAAAGCUACUACCACGUCCUCUGAUGCAGGAGCAAACUCCCCCACAUCACCCACAUACUCUGCCCCGGGGACCCCUCCAGCUAAUCGAUCAUCCUUCGUGGGAGUCACCCCUCGAGACCCAGGUGGACUCUACCAAGCGCAGUCUUGGUAUUUGGGCAACUGAGGGAACUUUGGAGGAAACGUGAUUGUCAUGACAGUAAACUUCUGGGGGGGAAAAUAAUGUUGUGAAGACAUUUCCAGAGGAAAAAUAUAUUAACCUCUGGUCAUACAUAUAUAUAAAUAUACGUUGCAAUAUAUUUAUAUAUGUGUAAAGAGACGUCCUGGAUGGAAGAAGGAUGCUGGGCUCUCUCAGCCGUUUUAUAUCCCCAGAAUGAACUAUGCUUUAUGACAUUACAUGUUUGUCACAAAUGGCAUAUUUUCAAAGAAAAGUAACGACUUAAUGCAGAGGUUUCAUUGGUCCAAAUGAACUACAGACCAGAACCAGGCAUCAACACAUCAGAUUCUCAGAAGCCUGAAACUUAACUGUGUCCCCAGGAUGAGUCCUGUUUCCCUGGGAUGGAUGUCAGCCUUGACCCCUGUACCCUGGAUCUCGACACUAAGUCAACUACAAGGCCUAUAUAGACCUCAUCCCUCCCUCAACACUUAAAAUGCCCCACUCUCCGCUGCAGGUGCUGCUUAUAAUAUAUGCAAAUAAGCCUCCUUUAAUUUCUGAACCGACCAGAAGAGGUUGUUAAUAUUUAAUGUUUAUUUGCACUUUUUAAGUAUGUUAUUGAUACAUCUGAAGAAAAUUACAAGCUGAAUAGCGCAGUUUCUUUCACUCUUCCCAACAAAACACAGAGGCUUCAUCUUUUUUAUUGACAAUCAUCCACCUGAAAUUAUUUAGUUGCUUUGCAAGGCUCAUGUUUGUAAGACUGUUUGAUUGUGCUCUUUGGUAGAAAACAACGCAUAAUAGUGGAAUAUAAGAGCUAUAUUCAUGCCUCCUCCUCCACAGCACACAAUGCUACUGCUGAAAGGAGGCGUGGAGCAAGGCCCAGUUUUACUAUGCCAUGUUAGAGUGCAUGAGUGGGCCAUGACCUCAGUUCCAAACGUACAGUGUUUGACAUUGACGUGACUUCCUCAGUAGAAUUAUCAAAAGGCAAACACAUACCUGGAUGAUGUGGCAGCACAGCCAGCAGUACACUGGCUGCUGAAUGUGGCUGAACUGUAGCCUGGUUGUGUAAUGUAGUGUGCGUGUGUGUCUGUAGAUGAUUGUGUAUGAGAAUGUGAUGGUUCCUGCAUUUCCACACUCAUUCCUGCUUUGAAGAGAUGUCCUGUAGUUUCUGUUUGUCUCAAAAUGACAGGAUCUGUGUUUGUGUGUGGGUGGGUUAGAAAGAGAUAAAGCAGGUGCUGCACUAUGAUUACAGUAAAAUAGGUUUCUUUCAAAAGUUAUGAUGUGGUAUGUUGCCAAGCUGGAGGUUUAGCAGACUGUUUUUUGUUUUUGAUGAAGUUGUUGAUGCUGAUGAGCAUCUGUGGACAAAAUCUGGGUGUGUCGUCUAGCUGUAGAAUAAGUGGUGGUCCCUGACAAGUUCUGCUCUGUGUAGUUCAACCCCAACCCAAUCUGAACAACGUGUGAUGGAACAGCAGCAGUAGGGUUUGAUUUGGGAUUGGGCUGGGCGACACAGGUGAACAGAAGAACGGUGCUAGAGUUGUUUUCCAGUUUGAAGUGCCAACAUCAACAAAUUAAGCAUUUUAAGGUAGGUCGAGCCCUUGGUUUUCUGUGUAAAUGUUUAUAUAGAGUUUGCAUUAUUGGUAGUGAGGCAAAGCAGUGUUCUGUUAUCGCUGACGUUUCACAGCUUCAGUUAUCAAAUACAUUUCUAUAGUGGUCUACUGAAAGGCUUACAAGCUACAUUUUAACAUUGACUGAAAUCUUCAGAAACAUUUGAAAAGGUGAAAAAACAUAAUGAUGAAAGAAGGAAUAAAAUUGAGGAUCAGAUUCUUGAAUGCACCUUAAACAUCAUCAGUUCUGGCAAAUAAAAUUCAUUGUAAACUCUAAAAGAAACAGUAGUAGACAUGUGCACCAUGGCCCUUUGAUAAAUCUUACACAAUGUCAUUUGUGUAAGAUAAUGUUACAUGUUGACAAUGUCAAGAUUUUUAAGAAGUAAUACAUUAUAGUCUGUGCCAUACUUUAUUUCUAAGAACUGGUGAGUCUAAAGCAGUCUCCUAAACACUUGUCGGCAUAUUAUUUUUCCGUGGAUGUAACGAUGUAAAAAUGUGUUUUUGAUAGUGCAAUCUGAUUGGAUACCACACGAGAAGAGUUUCCGAGUAACCUGUAUUAUUCACAGGAAAUUUUCUGCUGGAUUGUUUCUGCAGUCUGUCAGUUUUUUCCACUUGCUUUCUGUGCACAGAGAGUAAGAGAAAACUCCAGACAUUGUUCCUUGGUGUAGUUGUUGUAGGCUGUUUCCAUGACCCACAUUUGUCUCCAUCUCCCUGGAAACAAAUAUUCUUAUUGGAAGAAAGUUUUUUUUUUUUUUAAAGUGUCAACACUGCUGUGGUCUGACCAAUGACAGUUUUCUUCAAGUCCUAUGCUUCAGCACCUUCAAUGCGAAAUAAUAAAAUGGAUAUUGGUUCAAAGAGCCAUGUAUUUUCAGCUUUAACUAGGAACCCCAAUACUCCCUAGGAUGUAGGUCUGAACACUUUCUGUUCUCAGAAAAGAAAACAGAAUCUUGCUUUGUUUCUAUGGAAAACUCACCCGAGGACAUUUUGUCAUUCAGCAGGACAAUGAUUCAAUUCUAUAAUAUUCACAUAGCACCAGUUUACAACAACAGUUUUGUCUUUAUAUGGUAAGGUAAACAUUAGGAUAUAAUACAGAAUUAGAGCCUCCUUUUAAGGGAGUAGACACAAAUUAAGAACAUGCAACAUAUAACUAUACAUACUUCUGUUUCUCCUGCCUCCUGUUGUCUUUACAUUUAUAAAUGCUUGUGUGAGUUACUAUGGGAAUGAGCAUGAAUGAUCAAUUUCUAAGGAAUCUUACUUGGACGUGUCCCCAUAUAAUUUGAAUCUUAUAUCUUGAAAUUUGAUUUGAUCUUUCGUCUGUUUUCUGUCAGGCCACACCUAAAAUGUACUUUACCUUGCAUUAGAGCAGAGAUGUCGGUGUAUUUCCUUUUUCUUUCCCACGGUUUGGGGGCUAUGGCUAAGUUAAUUUAGUGCCUACAAGGGAUCAAUGACAUGGACAGAAAGUGUUGUUAUGAACUGGAUUUUAGUUUAAGGUUCAGUUAAAGUUGUCUUAAAGCUGAUGUAUAUUGCAUGGUGCUGUCCUGGUCGCUGUGCUGACCUAACCAAUGCAUGGCUCAACUUGAUAAUACCUCUCCAUCUCUGUCUUGCUCUUCCUCAUCCUUCUUUUCCUCCCUCUGUUCUGCAGACUACAUCAGAGGGAAGUGGAUGGAAGGCUAUAUGUUUCUUUGAAUUUAAUAAUAGCUCUGUUGUUAAACUUUUGCACGAUAUUUCGUAAAACACAUUAUGUGCCUUGCCUUUAGUUAAAGAACAGUAAUAUUUUAUGGAAACAUGAUCAUAUGUUUCACGGUACAAAAAAGCUGCAUGUGUGAUUACUCGACAUUAACCAGUGUAGCAAGUGCACAUUUUUUGGUUGUGGUGGUGCGCCACCUGAGAUAGUAACUUACGGCUAAGCUCUAUGAAAGCUUUCUCUAGCUGUUUAUCAUCUACUCUGUUAUCCUAAAGAUAGAGCAAUUUUUACAGUGUGAAAGGAAGUGUGUGAAACUUUGCGGAAAUAUGCUCUUUUUACUGUCGUAUGAAGAAAACAACUUUGUUCCCUAAAUAAUAUACAUUUGGUUGCAAUUAAGGUAGCUCAGCUGUUAUAUCAUGACCUACUGAAAGUGUGAACUUGGUCUGUAUGGCCCCAGUGACGCAGGCCUGGAGAUCAGUUGGCUACCAUCUGGCAACUACACAUGAGAAAAACGUGUCCUCGGCUACUCCGAGUGGUAGUGAAAAGUGCCACACAAACCGGAAAUGGACAACCUGUGCCGUCCAGCUAAAAGUUUUGCCUUUUACAGCUGGUUGGCUGAAGCAGUGAGGCUUAACUUUUACUUUGAAGGCUAAUGUCCUGUCUUUUCACUUUGCAUAGCAAGUUUUGCUCUUGCGGGUGUAGUGUUUAGAGACAACUUGGCAUCUUCCAUGCAAACUACUGUGGCAGUCUGCUAGCAUCUAAAGCAAUCACAAGGAAGUUUUUGAUGCAGCACCAUCUGUGUGAGCAAUUUCACCCAGCAACCACUCGCCAUCUGGUUGGGAAAUAUCCAUUUUUCACUGGAAGGUUCCCAGAAGUUGACAGGUCUCUAGGCUGGUGUGACUGAGGCCUAAGUGUGAGAACUGUAGACUGUGAUCCAGCCUCCAAGUAUAUACACCUGCUGUCAUAUAUAUCAUUUAGGUCCUAUGUUUGAUUUAUUGCAACAAAAACACGUGAACACAUGGAAAAGACUGCAGUUCCCAGUAUUUUCCCAGUUCCUUUAGACUCUGUGGAUUUUUCUGGUGUUAUCUGAGAUACUCAGGUGUUGACUGCACUCAUAUAGCUGAUUGGAUUCAGUGGCUGUGCUGUUUAAGGCUGGCGUGUAGGCUGAGGUGUCUGUGGGCUAAUGUAAGUGAACAAUAUUGGUGUUGCUAUGUGUAAAGUCACAUGCACACAUUGUUUGAUAUUUGCUUAGAUAUGUGUUAUAUGAAAAUGUGGACACCAUUGUGUUGUAGUAAAAUGUUUUUUCUGGGCGUGGUUAAAUAUGGAUGGAAGCUUUGAUUUGAAAAUGACACUUUGCAGAGGCUAAAACAUGGGUUGAGAAAGUCAAGUCUGGUGGUAAGUCCUGCCUAAAUGUUCGCAAUACAAACAAAAGCCAUCUUCAGAGGCACUGCUCAGCUCUAUCUACUUAACGUUUUAUUGUCCCAUGUUAGAUGCAUAUAGACACAUUUAAAGGUACUUAUUGCAGGGAAAAAUCUUGUUGGGCUUUAGCUAGUAUGGCCACGUAUGGUUGCCAUGUAAUGGAAGCAUGUUAAACAUGUACAGGUUUAGAUUUCAGGGCUUUGCAGCUUUAUGACUGGUGAUGAGAACACCGUCCAAUUGCCUAUAUGACGACUUUGAUCCUGUUACUCAGCAUGUGAUAAAAGGCCAUAAAUGACUUUGAGUUAACAUUAUUUUUACUCAUCUUCGCUUUAGGUUAUUUUUAGGUUUUCCUUGGGUUAUUAUUACUUUGCUUUAGAAUUAUAGUUUUAAACACAUCAGUGUGUAUAAAAAAUAUAUACAAAAAGCACUUAUUAGUUAUCAAGAUGUAUAGAAUGUUUAAAUCAUUUGUGGCUGUCUUACACAGUAAGUGGAAACCAUGAAAUGGGGAAAAUUCUGUCUCUUAGAGAAAAAUGUGGACAACAAAGCUGUUUGGUUUGGACGUCAACUGAAGUGAAAUGACACAAUGCACAACUGCUAAGACUUCACAAUCUCCUAAAUGUGUCAUUGUGAUAAAAAAAAAUGUUGACAGUGAUGUCACAUGUAGCAAUGUUUUUGUAAUACAUAAAUUAUGUCCUGAAAUAUUGAAACUUUUUUAUAGGAUCGAGCUGUUUGAAAUUACACAUUGGGCUUGACUAAUGAAAUGCUUCUUCUUACUGUAGCACCACACUUAUAAGAAUAUGGCCUUAUUUUUGCAAGCGUCAAUGAAGGUUGAGUCAACAGUUAAAAAUGUUUAGGUCAAGUACUUGUGUGCAGAAAUGGUAUACAUAGAAAAACAAGGAAUCAUUUAUCCAAAUAUUUUGGUGAAAAUUUAACGAAAUCGGACAGUGUUUUCAAAAAAAGCAUUCAGUCUUGGACUAUACUGGUCCAUCGCUGCUUCAAAAAUAAAGGUCUUCACCACAGACACGUCAUCCAUAAUAGGGCAAACACUGACAGAGAGAGAAUGGCAGCAACGUGACGCUCUAGCACGUUAGAAAAGAGCAAUAUCUGGUCAUUUUAUUGCACAUCAGUUGCACAAACACUUUUACCCGCUGAGUAUGGGAGCUUAUAGGGCGUGCCCUCAGGUAUUAGUUUCUUCACACACAGACCUAAGACUUGUAGCAAUACAGCAAGAACCCACCAAUCCUGGUCAUGUGUACAACUUUAGCAAAUCAGAGGAUCCUCAGAGACCUCCUGAUGGGAGUUCCAUCAGAAAUUAUGAGCCAAAGUGGAAAGUGUAAUUGUUGCUGCAAGAUCAUAGAUAGAAGCUGAGUGGUAGAAGCUUUAAUUGAGGGCUUUAUAUGGACUUUGAUAGUGGCUGUGAUUAUAAACCUUAAAUAACAUGUAUUUUGGCUUGAAUGAUAUCUAGUAACCUGACUAACCAAAACUGUAUGAAGACAGACUGUGUUGCUUGUACGGUUACCAAAUCUUUAUGUACUUUACUUAAUGUUAAAACGAUGAAGCAGAGUAUUAACCUAUGAUGGGUCUGAUUGCGGUUAAGUUGUGAUGAGGCCCACUAUUUGCAAACACGUUUUUUUCUUCACGCGUAUAGGAAAUAUAGAACUUGCUUUUAGAUUUAGUUGCUUUAAAAGUUUCAAAUACAUUUUUAACAAACACUACAGCCAAAAAUGCCCAUGCAAAAUGUGCAAGUGGUGUACAAAAAACUGUACGAGCUUUGUAGUUGUUCCUUCUCCUCCAGCUGACGACCACGAUAGAAACUCACGCAAACCUUCACCUGUGGAAAGAAUGUACGCACAGUUUACUGGCACGUGACUUAAAAUCCACAUUUUGGAUGCAAUGCUGUCAGGAAACAGUGUGAACUGUUGAUGUGCGUCUUCAUUUCUGUUUCCCACCAAACGAAAACCUAACAACAGGAUGCCUAAGUAACACACUCACUCUGCUGAGUGGAAGACACAUGCCCAGUACUGUUAAGGUGAUAGCGUUUCAAGCUUGUGCAGUAUGUUUACACAAUGUUUGAAAUAGAGGUCUAUCAUAAUCAUAUCAUCAUAUCAUAAAAUACUGAAAUCAAGAUCAAAUUGAUCAAGAAUUACAGCUAUUAAUUAAUCAUAAUUGGCAUGUGAUGUGUCUUGAUAUUAUGAUCUUUUUUUCUUUUGCUAUAAAAUUCAACUUUAAAGAAAGCGACACACCAGUUCAGGCUCUCAUGCAGACACUGUCCUCUUACCGAAAGUGUACAGACAUGCAAACUCAUCAAGUUCCUCGCUCUAUUCAAAUAAACCAGCAGGGCAGCAGCAACUGAAAAGUUCUACCAAAAACAAUGUCAAUAAGCAGUGCCUAUCACUUUACUGUUGGAGGUAUUUUGUAAGCUGUAGGUGUUGUUUUCAGACCCUACAUGGUUUGGUGACAAACAGCGUUGCCCUCACCGGUGCGGGUCCUGAAGUAACAAGCCAUACAACAAACCAAAGAGUUGAAGGAAAUCUAGAGAUAACACUGAGUGUGCAUUUUGGGGGACACUAAAGUUCAGAGGUUUUACAGUUUAUGGUACUUCAUGUUAUGCUGUACUACGUUCGGGGCCUACAGCUGUGUUCUAUUUUCAGCUUUUAUAGGUCACGCGUGAAAAACAUUAUAAAUGCAGCACAAAUGUGAUGCCACAUUACAAAAAGGAGCAUCUGUAUCAGUUGAUUUAUCCACUGCAGUGUGCUGUCAGUGCAUGGAGGUCUGUAUUAUCAUUAUUAUGCAGUUAUAAUAAUGUGUCAGUUGUAGUAAUCAGCUCUGUGAUUUGCUUUCACCCACUGUCUACUAUCUCCCCCUGCAAGCUAGUUCGCUUCACCAUCUUUUGUAAGACCCCACCCCCGCAAACACACACACACACAAACACACAGUGCAGUAAAUGCAUGCAUAUUUAUUUUGUGCCACAGAUACAGACUGGCGUUAACUGAGCGUGGGGUUGACUUGGUUCCCUCUAGAUUUUUUUGAAACUCUGUGGUUUAAAGACAAACAAGUGCUGUUUAGGCGGCCACUGUUAUUAUAGUUCAAAUUCUGAUAAUCAAUGUAUGUGUCCAUAUAUUUCAUGUUACACUGCAUCACACCAGAGUCCAAACUGCUCGAUGAUUGUGAUUAGCAGGUCAUGUUCAGUAUUGUGAACAGCUGUUUCUGAGUAAACAGUCGUACUGCAGGUGGUACUUCCUAUUUUUUAGUUUCACGGCUGCAGAUGAUCAGAUGUUGAACUGUUUGCUGUAUGAGGAACAAAGGGACUGCAGAGGGCUCUUUUCUAUGAACUAUCAAUGAUAUUCAACGCUCUACCCUACUGCUGCUGUUUCCUGGAACAACUCCAUUGAUUUGGUGACUCCAAUAUGUGUUUCUUUUUUUUUGCUGUUACUUGAAAUGCAUGUUUGCUUUUUAAUUUUUUUAAUGGCCUUUGAAAACAUUUCCUGUAAUUCAGACUUACAGCAGGAAACCACACUUGGUUAAUAAAAAUGGGAUUGUAGAGCUGCAGGUUUUCCUCUGACAGUGAUGCCAUAUUGAUUUGUUUCUGUAACUGAAAGUACAUUGCUACUGCACAGUUUACUCCAUGUGCUCAAGAUAGUAUGUAAUGAAUGAAAGUUUUUUUUCUCAGAGAAUAUUUGAAUGCAUAUUUGAACAUUUUUUUCCAUCAUAUCUUUUCCAGAUAUUAUAUUAAAAAACUGCUUGCUUGCUUCCAGACAUAUAUCCCUUACAUCAGAGAAGGCAUAGGCAUUAAAACAUGUCAUCAGUUAUUGCAUGACUGCAGUUCACAUAGACUGUCGUCCUUUUCACAUUAACUCUAUAGUUGGAAUUGAGUUAGCCAUGUGAUAACAACAACAACAUCUUUUUAUCACUUAAAAUGGGCAUGCAUGAUGCACACUGAGGUACGCUGGAACCUAAAAACAACAACGCUGCAGUGAAGCAGAGAGCGGUCCCCUGUUACAGCGAUAUGGGAACGCCUCGGUGUUCAUUAUUGUGUACUUUGGUCACAGUUUUAACAUCUGGAUAGAGCUGAGUCCAUUCCAUUCCAUAUUGGAAAGCUGAAGUGCUGACAUUAAUCCUGACCUCGAGAUUUACUGUGGAAAGGGCUGCUGCUUCAAGCAGAAAGUAGUUUCUUGGCAGCUUUACCGAGCCUUUUAAGUACUUUUUACUAUGUGGAUUUUUUUGUUUUUUUGUUUGUUUUUCAGCUGAAAUUAUUGUCAGUCAUAUAUUUUUGCAUGGCAUAAACUAAAGUCUCGCACUUCCCGGUCUGAUCCUCUUUGAAUGUAUAAUGUUUGCGUGAAAGCCGUCUGAACCAGUGUUUAUGACCUUAUGUUAUUCAUCUGUUGUGGGGGAUAUUCAACCUUUAGAACCACAUUUAGACAUUGCUAUUGACAGAUUCUAAUGAAGUCAUUUCUGGAAAUGAGUAUGUUUCCCUAUGCAAAAAUAUACCAUUAAUAAACAUGCUAUUCUAAAACUCAA
Messenger RNA from Neolamprologus brichardi, 11208 nucleotides. RefSeq names its product nuclear factor I/C (gene nfic). The record is from RefSeq and is a predicted model, not a curated record. Gene Ontology annotation, cellular component: nucleus. Lineage: Eukaryota; Metazoa; Chordata; Actinopteri; Cichliformes; Cichlidae. Gene Ontology annotation, biological process: regulation of transcription by RNA polymerase II. Gene Ontology annotation, molecular function: RNA polymerase II cis-regulatory region sequence-specific DNA binding; DNA-binding transcription factor activity, RNA polymerase II-specific.